This is a messenger RNA of Serpula lacrymans var. lacrymans S7.9, 3285 nucleotides long. RefSeq lists its product as uncharacterized. NCBI's taxonomy places the organism in Eukaryota, Fungi, Basidiomycota, Agaricomycetes, Boletales, Serpulaceae. The transcript is spliced from 19 exons. Gene Ontology annotation, biological process: tubulin complex assembly; post-chaperonin tubulin folding pathway; microtubule cytoskeleton organization. Bases 1 to 3183 code for a protein of 1060 amino acids. Gene Ontology annotation, molecular function: GTPase activator activity; beta-tubulin binding. The record is from RefSeq and is a predicted model, not a curated record.
AUGGCAGAUGAAGUUAUAGAAGGAAAGAUAUUUGCGACCUUCGAGAAAUAUGACGAGUUUCUGGCUAUACAAAAGGCUUUUCUGGUUGUCGACCUCACAACUGAACCAAAUGACGAGCAGGAUAAGGAUGAAAUAGAGCUGUUACGCAAGUUAUGCUUCAUACUUGGUGAAUAUCAGGAACAGUCUUACUUGCUUGAUCCAUUUCUGGAGAGCCUCGUCAUCCCAGUUGUGGAUUGUCUAAGAAGGCAUGCUACGAUGUCAGUUUCUAGUCCAGAUCGAUCGACCACUUUGGUUAGAAUCGGACGCCUUGCAGUGCUACUGUACAACUAUAUAAAAUGCCUCAGAUUUUUUCCUCACGAGGUUGAGGACUUGUCUAUUGCCUUGGGAUUUCUGCAGUUGUGUGGUGGGCCCACCCAAAUUACUUCGCAAUGGCCCUUGCGGUAUAUUGUGUUGUUGUGGCUGUCUUUAAUCUGCCGGCUACCAUUCGAUCUGGAGCAAUUUGAUGAACGUGACCGUGUUGGUGACACCGCAAAUAACAUCGAGUCUUUAGCCAAAAGCCAUCUGGGAAGAGCUGGUCUGGAGCGAGAGGGUGCAGCAAUCCUACUUUCACGGCUGUAUAUGAGAAAGGACACGCAGACUCGUUAUGCAGCCUUCUUGGUCUGGUCCAUUGAGACUCUUAAUAACUCCCCCGACACAUUCACGUCCAUCGCUCUGCUACAAGUCAUUUGCGAGAAUGUGAAAGCGGGGUCUGCUGAACAGACCCAGCAGUCGAUUGACUAUCUUUUAAAAAUAUCAGGAGCUAUUGAUCAAAAUGAGGCCCUGAGGAGUAACACACUUGUCCGCAAACUCAAGACAAAAAUGGUAUCACGAAUCGCCCUGCGUCUUAUACCUCCCAAGGUCAAAGUAGCUCGGAAAGUUCGAAGCCUCACCACUUCAUCUAGUGAUCAAUCGGAUCAGUAUGAUAAUGAAGAUAUUGAAGUGUCAGAAGCAGUCGAAGGAAUCCUCGAAGACCUCUUUCGGUGCUUGCAAGACAAAGAUACUGUGGUACGAUGGUCAGCCGCCAAGGGUGUUGCUCGUUUGGCCGAACGGCUGCCGACGGAUUUCUCUAAUCAAGUUCUGGAGACAAUCUUGGGACUUUUCACUAUCCAUUCGAUCGCAGCGGCAACCGUGUAUGAUAUGCCGACGAUCGCUGAGGCAACGUGGCAUGGUGCCUGUCUUGCCUCGGCUGAAAUGGCACGCAGAGGUCUUGUGUCUGGUAGUUAUCUGUCAGAGCUUGUCACAUGGUUGUCAAAGGCUCUAUAUUUCGAUAUACGGAAAGGCGCUCAUUCCAUCGGGUCUAAUGUUCGUGAUGCUGCAGCGUAUGUAAUUUGGGCAAUUGCUAGGGCCCAAGACCCAGCAGCUCUGCAGCCGUUUUCCCUGAACCUUGCACAACGACUUGUCACCGUGUCUUUGUAUGAUCGCGAGAUCCAUAUACGCAGAGCAGCGAGUGCUGCCUUCCAAGAGAAUGUUGGGAGGACAGGCUUGUUUCCUCACGGAAUCAGCGUUUUACGCCAGACCGACUUCUACGCAGUAAGUAUUCGACGCAACGCCUUCAUAGUUGUAGCUCCACAAGUAGCGGAACACCUUGAGUAUAGAUCUUCUUUGAUCGAUCACCUCCUGCUUGUGACUUUGCGGCACUGGGAUGUUACUAUGAGGCAGCUAGGGGCUCAGUCACUCCGUGUGAUUUGUGAGCUGGAUUUGCACGUACUGGGACCCUCGUGUUUACCGAGAUUGGCCCAGCUGUUCGAAUCUGUUGACAUCGUUGAUAUUCACGGAGGUCUUCUGGCUUUAACGGAGCUCGCAGAUGCAUAUCGCCUAUUAGGUCAAACUGGAGAUGACAAACGACGACAGAUAUUCAAGUACAUUACCAAAAUACCCCAAGGCGUUAUCCUGGCACCUCGCAACGAGCUUGUCCUCGCUGCAACUUGCCAUCUAAUAGCCACUACUAUCACCUUGCCAGAGAUUGAGCUCAAGGAUGACUCCGCUGUUCCUUACUGGAGAAAAAUUGUCGACCAAGGCCUGCGGCAUAGGAAUGAUACUGUUCAAGAAGCUGCUGCUGCUUCAAUGGCUGCAAUCAGCAGCCUCGUCUCUGCUAUUUUUGAUACCCUCGAGGCUGGGCUCGACGAUUAUACCACAGACGAACGUGGAGAUAUCGGAUCUUGGAUACGUAUGGCCUGUAUCAAAGGCUUGACUUCUUCGGUUGAAGUCCUGUUCUCUAAUGCAUCCUGCAUUGCAAACUUCGCUCAAUAUAUCCCGCCAUCAAGAUAUCAUAGUGCUUUAGCUAAGAUUCUCCAGCAAGGAGUAGAAAGGCUGGAUAACGUUAGGCAAGUCGCAGGAGAGUGCUUUUUGCGUCUCCUAGAGCUUCCACUCCCAGCGGUGGAGAACGCAAACUGCUGGCGCAUCAAGGGUGAAUCUUUGAUGAAAAAUCUCGAAGCAGAGAUUAUGAGCUGGAGCAACGGUGGCUGGCUUUUUGCUAAAGCAGUACAAAUGCUAGAAAUAGAGGAGUACCGAAAGCCCAUCUUGAAAGGUAUUAUAUUAAGUAUAGGGACAAGAACUGACAGUACACAACGGCCCGCGUCCUCCAGCUUGAUCGCAUACAGCAACAACCUUCCUGUUUCGCUAUCUGACACCGGCUAUAGCCUCGGAGGUCUCGCUCGGGAUUUAAUCGACUAUGCUCAAUCUCAUGUGACAUCCAAUGCCGUAGUUGUGCCAGUCCUACAAACAUUCAAUUUACUUCUGGAAGCUGACGCGUUGGCGCGCCUUCCUCAAACCAGCGAGGGUUUAAAAUGCCUGGAUGCUUUAGUAUCCCUUACUACAAGGAAUAUUUCUCGGCUUAAGAGCGUGCAGAGAAUUCAAGAAUCAAUGAAAGCCGUUAUGAACCUGUUGAUGUUUCCCACUGUCGCGGAGGCUUGUAUCCCGCAAUUGGCGGAGUUCCUUGGCCACUCGUUUCCGCGGGUCCGAGCCAGCGCAGCAGAGUACCUAUAUCUAGUCCUUCAGACCAAAGAUGUAGGUUUUGAGGCAGAAGAAGGAGAAGAUAUCCUGCUGGAAACAGAAUGGUCCACGAUUGAUGUUGAUGAGGCCAAAAAGAUCGCACGGCAGUUUUCCGCCUGGUUUUCGAAGGAGCUGACUUCCCAGUCUCCGUGAGAAGUAUUCGCAUCCAACUUGAUUAUAGAUAGCUCACGAUAUGCUCUACCUGUACUAUUAUCACUAUCGUAGUAACAAUGUAUUUGCACCUGCCAUUUCACU